AAAGAUUUUUGUGAGUACCAAUGGCAAUGGGCUAUCUGCUUAUUGCCAAAAUUCAGUUUUUGAUGUGAAUUUUCCAAUUUGGAAAUGGCAUUCACGCAGAGCUGUAAAUCUCCGAUGGCUUCAAAUUCCAUCACUCUUCACAGAAUCCCACUCUGUUUUCGAAUCCCUCAGCCUCAGCUUCAGCCUUUCCCUAAACCCUCCGCCGCCCGAUUUCGAACUUACCGCCGCAGAUUUUCAGCCAUAGCCUGCCAAACAGUUCCUAAUCCCGCCGACACCUCCUCCGCCGCGGAAAAUUCGGCGGACGGUCCCGAAUCAGUUGAUGACAGCACUGGCCAAGCCGCUAGUUCUUCCACUAAUAAUGGUUUUCCAGAAUUUCCCAAUAAAAAUAUCAAUAGGCAAAUUGCAGUGGUUUCUACCCUUUCAGCGCUGGCUCUUUUCUUGUCUGCUCGAUUAGAUUUCGGUGUUUCUUUGAAGGACUUAGCUGCAGCGGCGUUGCCCUAUGAAGAGGCUCUCUCAAAUGGAAAGCCCACUGUUGUGGAGUUCUACGCAGAUUGGUGUGAAGUCUGUAGGGAAUUGGCUCCAGACGUAUUCAAAGUCGAGCAACAGUACAAGGACCGUGUGAAUUUUGUUAUGCUCAAUGUUGAUAACACAAAGUGGGAGCAGGAGCUUGAUGAGUUUGGGGUUGAGGGUAUUCCACACUUUGCCUUUUUGGACAAACAAGGGAAUGAAGAGGGCAAUGUAGUUGGCCGACUUCCAAGAAAAUAUCUGCUCGAGAAUGUGGAUGCUCUUGCUCGUGGGCAAGUAUCGAUUCCCCACGCCCGUGUUGUGGGACAGUUUUCAAGUGCUGAAGCAAGAAAAGUGCACCAAAUUGCUGAUCCAAGAAGUCAUGGGUAGAUUCUCUUUUCUGAGAAGCAUUAGGUCAAGUUGUCUAUUCAAAUACUAUCUGAUAGAUUUCCUGAUAUAGCUAGUUCAUCUUAUACAAUAUAUCCAAUUGUUUGUUAUAUAUAUUAUGAACAAUUUUAUUUCUCCUCUUGAUUGUAAAUAAGCCCUCAUAGUCCAAGGAUUUCAUCGUCGGGUGUUUUAUUCCUUAUACCGCUCUUCGUGAUUUAGUCUUUUGCUUCCUUUCC
Molecule: messenger RNA, 1127 nt
Organism: Momordica charantia (bitter melon)
Lineage: Eukaryota; Viridiplantae; Streptophyta; Magnoliopsida; Cucurbitales; Cucurbitaceae
Gene: HCF164
Product: Thioredoxin superfamily protein
Biological process (GO): cytochrome b6f complex assembly
Cellular component (GO): chloroplast thylakoid membrane
Molecular function (GO): oxidoreductase activity, acting on a sulfur group of donors, disulfide as acceptor
Source: RefSeq, a predicted model, not a curated record